AUGGCGCAGGACAAGAAGGACAAACCUUCGUUUCUUGUAAAAGCAUACCUCGCGCUGUAUAAUACAGCCCAAUUUGCCGGCUGGACGUACAUUUUCGUGCAGUUUAUGCGGCACUUUUUCGUGCAUGGCCAUUCGCUGGAUACGCUAUGGGGUCGUGUAGGGCAGGCGACCUUCUUCUUCCAAAUGUUGGCCAUUCUCGAGGUGGUGCAUGCGAUGGCCGGUAUCGUACCGAGCAACGUGUCGAUGACGUUCCUGCAGGUGUUUGGACGCAGCAUGAUCGUAGCCGCUGCAAUCGAAGGCACACCGACCGGUCAGAAAUCGCCGGGCCUGCCGCUAGCAGUGUUCUGCUGGAGUGUGACCGAAAUCUUCCGGUACAGCUAUUAUGUGGCCCAUCUGCUGCUUCCGAGUGUACCAUCGUUGCUCGUCUGGGUACGGUACACGAUUUUCAUCCCGAUGUAUCCGUGCGGAUUUUUGGGCGAGCUGUUGUGCAGUUACUGGGCCCAAAGCUACAUCCGUGACACGGGAAAAUGGAGCGUGGAGUUACCGAAUCGGUUCAACUUUAGUUUUUCAUUUUACUACUUCAUGUGGAUUAUGGCCAUUUGCUAUAUGCCGCUUUUCCCGCAAAUGUACCUACACAUGUUUGCCCAGCGACGGAAGGUGCUUGGCCGUGGAAGUGGUCAGCAAAAAGCGGCAAAAACACACUAA
Anopheles marshallii is the source of this 705-nucleotide messenger RNA. Its product is annotated as very-long-chain (3R)-3-hydroxyacyl-CoA dehydratase 2-like. Gene Ontology annotation, cellular component: endoplasmic reticulum membrane. Gene Ontology annotation, biological process: fatty acid elongation; very long-chain fatty acid biosynthetic process; sphingolipid biosynthetic process. Lineage: Eukaryota; Metazoa; Arthropoda; Insecta; Diptera; Culicidae. Gene Ontology annotation, molecular function: 3-hydroxyacyl-CoA dehydratase activity. The transcript has 2 exons. The coding region runs from base 1 to 705 and encodes 234 amino acids. The record is from RefSeq and is a predicted model, not a curated record.